Trichosporon asahii var. asahii CBS 2479 is the source of this 2397-nucleotide messenger RNA. RefSeq lists its product as uncharacterized. Lineage: Eukaryota; Fungi; Basidiomycota; Tremellomycetes; Trichosporonales; Trichosporonaceae. The transcript has 5 exons. The record is from RefSeq and is a predicted model, not a curated record. The coding region runs from base 1 to 2397 and encodes 798 amino acids. Gene Ontology annotation, biological process: regulation of response to endoplasmic reticulum stress; membrane protein intracellular domain proteolysis. Gene Ontology annotation, molecular function: metalloendopeptidase activity. Gene Ontology annotation, cellular component: membrane; cytoplasm.
AUGGUUGCCAGGGACAAAUACAAAUGUCUCGAACGACUACCCGAUCGAGCCGAGGGUCAAGUUCAAGUUGACGUUGUCUCCUUGCACUCACUCUCCCUCGCACGCUUAUCGAUCUCGACCUCGGCCUCGGCGUCGACUUCCCCUGCCACACAGACAGAGAGCGUCGCACACGCGAUGCUCGACGUCCUCCUCCCCCUCAUCCUUCUUGCUGCUGUCAUCGCUGCUCUUCGCGCCGCCCCGUCCUACCUCGCCAAGAACCCGACCCGAUCUCUCCCCGCCCCGUACCGCCUUGCCCCGCGAGCGCAAUGGGUGCUUGAACGCCAGGGCAUCACCGUCUCGGCGACGACGGUAGCGCUCAACCGCCUGCCGAAGAAGGUCGUCCACCGACUCCCAUACCGCGCACGCUCGGCUGCAGUCCGGCUGUUCGAUGUGGGCGUCGUAGCUGGCGUCUUUGGCUCGGCUUUCGCCUUUGGUGUAGCGGUCUGGUCAGCCAAGCAGGUCUGGUCAGCGGUCUGGCUCGAGGCCGAGGCUCACGCCCGCGCCGAGGACACGGGCACCGUGGAGAUCAUCCGCAGGGCCAUCGUCCCCGACACACCGCCGCCAGUGCAUGCAUCGGACAGUGGCGGCGUCCUGCCACUCAUACCCGGGGUGACUGCUCCUCUGUCACAUCUGCCGACGCUUGCGCUCGCGUUACUCCUAUGCCAGCUCGUCCACGAGGCGGGCCAUGCAUUCGCCGCGGCAUUAGAGGAAAUCUCUCCGUCCAAGCUGCUAUUCAGCAUUCACCUUGUGCUUCCCUCGGCGUCAGUGGCGUUUCCCGCGACCGUCGAUUCGCUGCCGCCGAGAGCAAAGGCACGCAUCGCGACCUCUGGGCCGUUCUUCAACCUGCUGCUGUGGAUCGCGCUCGUUGUACUCGGCGGCUUCAGCAGCUUGCUCUGGACCGACGCAGCCGCCCAGGGACGGAUAGUAACCGCAAUCGCACCGGACUCGAAGCUGCAAUCCCACCUGAGCCCGGGCUAUCUGAUCACGCAUGUCGACGACCACUUCAUCGGCGGCACCGAGGACAGGUGGAGCCAAUACCUGGGCACGCCGCCGCUCGACCCAACGAAGGGGUGGUGUGUUUCGAAGUGGGAGUUUAGAGACGCUCCACAGGCGCCGUGCGCGGAUCUGCACCUUGUCGGCUUCGAUGAGAUCGGCAGAGAACGGUCUGGAACCCGCUGCCUUCCGCCGCACGGGAUCAUCACGGUGCCCAACAGCGAGUGCCAUUGCCCAACGUCGCAGGUGUGCAUUCGCCCUGCCGACUACGAGCGCAUCCUCAGAAUACGAUAUCGCAAGCCGAAUGGGAAGCAGGACACGCUUCUGUGGUCUGGCGACAGUGCUGCCGUCCUGCAGCAGGUGCAGGUCGACUCUGCGCGACCGCGCUUCUGGGGCUCUGCGACCCGAUGGGGGGCGCUUUUCAUGCAGUACAUGCGUCUUGUGACAAUGUCGCUGUUCGUGUUCAACCUCCUCACACUGCCAUACACGGACGGGACGCAGCUAUUCAUGGCGCUCUUCUCAUCAUCGCCGGUGGGCAACCCGCGGUCGCAUCGCUCGCGGCAUUCUCGGCAACUGUCCUCGGCCGCGCCGAGCCGCCACCCCACUAUCAACCUGUAUCGGCACGGGGAAAGCGAUAGCGAGUUCGAGGACGAGCCGGUAUGGGAAGUGGACCACGACCGACGGGAGGAGGCCCGGCAGAGCCACAUCCGGCGGGUUGUGGAGGGCAUCACGUCGCUCGUCGUCGCCGUCGUCGUCAUGGGUUGGGCGAUGCUGGCGCUCCUUCGCUCCAAAGCGCGCGAAUGUCUGGAAAAUCGAAUCGAGAUGAGGAAGCUAAAGAGCAAGAGUGUCGCUGCGCCCAAACAUGCGAGACCAUUAGACCAGGCCCUCGUGCUUGAUCCGCCAGAAUGUCUCGACCACGGCGCACGCACCCCGCCCUCGCCGUCCAUGAGCACACGAGCUCCAUCAUCCCACGUCGCAGACCUCGCAGCGUCGCACUUCUGCAUCACCCGUCCGUCCGUCUUAUUUCAACUACGCCGCGAGUACGCCGCCGACCUCCAACUGCCCCACGCUCGUUACCGUUCGCUUCAGCGCUGCCGGCCACCUCUCAGCGCCUUUUCUUCAAACCCCUCGUCUUCUUCCUCACUUUCGACUCCUUCACUUUCCUCUGUUCUAACUCAUACUGAGUUUCAGCAGUAUGACCAACAGCGUCGACUCGCCACCGCAGUCGCCACCGCGGCCCAUCUCCGCCCCGCCCCCUUGUCCGACUCGCUCGCUGCCCAAGCCACCGGCGCCGACACGCUGCCGGGCAUUUGUCCUGGCUCCGGGGGAGAGAUUCACGCUCGAGCCCUGCCCUCGGCCACCUGA